Capra hircus (goat) is the source of this 1613-nucleotide messenger RNA. RefSeq names its product SH2 domain containing 6 (gene SH2D6). Gene Ontology annotation, biological process: cell surface receptor protein tyrosine kinase signaling pathway; intracellular signal transduction. Bases 32 to 1168 code for a protein of 378 amino acids. The transcript is spliced from 17 exons. NCBI's taxonomy places the organism in Eukaryota, Metazoa, Chordata, Mammalia, Artiodactyla, Bovidae. The record is from RefSeq and is a predicted model, not a curated record. Gene Ontology annotation, cellular component: cytoplasm.
UCUGGGGAGGCAGAGCUCCUUCACCCUAGCCAUGGAGAAGCUCAGCAGGAGAAAGCCCAGGUCGGGGCCACCGCUUCCACCUCCAAGAUGUGCAAACUCCCAAGCUUGGAGAAAAGACGAACCCAGCCCAUCUCCUCUGUCUGUCCCAGGGACCUGGAGACACAGGCAUCCCUUCCUGGAAGCCCCAGACGAGGAGGAAGAGGAGGAGGAUAAAUAUGAGCUGCCCCCCUGUGAAGCUCUACUCCGCCACCUCACCCCUGCCCACCUUUCUGGCACUGAGGAGGACUCUUUGUACUCGGAUCGCUCUGCUCCCCUGGGCCCUCCCACAUCACCACUGCCACCACCACAGCCCCAGCCGGAGAUGGUACACAGCCUCCCUGCCCGCCCCACCCCAGCGUACCAUUUUCCACCCAAGGCGGCGCCGAGCCCACUGGAGGCCCUGAAGCAGAGCUGGCCCUUUGGAAAGCGAGAGCUGGGUGAACCGGCCCGAGCGGUGCCAGGCCCUGCGAAUGAGCCCGAUGAGGACAUCUACGUGGAGUGUGAGCCCAGUCCAGUCCCAGCCUUUACUCAGACUCUGAGUUCCCCAGUCCUGACAGCCCCAGUCCCUCUACCAAGGAUAUCUGUGGGGCCCAGGCCCACCAUAACCCCCCAAGAAGCUCAGAAUGGAGCAUCAAAGACCACCUCUGAAGGGUCUGCACCAAAUCGGGAACCUCCUAGCCUGUACCUUAACAUCACUCCUCAGUUCCUAGCCGAAAGAAGAACCUCUCUUUCUUCUAUAGCCACCACCCAGAACACCUCAGGUGCCCAGGAAGGCAAUCUGCUGGGUCAGCCUUGGUACUCAGGGAACUGUGACCGCCAUGCUGCUGAGAGCGCCCUGCUCCGAUGCCAGAAGGAUGGAGCCUACACUGUGCGCCCCAGCUCAGGCCCUCAUGGCACGCAGCCCUUCACCCUGGCAGUACUUCUCCAUGGCCGAGUCUUCAACAUUCCCAUCAGGCGGCUGGCUGACGGUCGCCACUAUGCCCUGGGCCGUGAGGGCAGGAACCAUGAAGAGCUCUUCUCCUCCGUGGCUGCCAUGGUCCAGCACUACACGCAGCACCCCCUCCCGCUCCUGGACAGACAGAGCGGCAGCCGGCAGCUCACCUGCCUGCUCUUCCCCACCAAGCCCUGAUGCCACAGCACAUGUGCGGCCUCACCUCUGGCCCCAUAGUUUGCCCCUUGGGCUGUCUCCCUCUCCUCUUCCAGUUUUCCACCCCCAGAUCCCCCCAUCCUUUUUCCCAGUCCCUCCAGGCCCCUGGGAAGGAUGGCCCAGAGACAGAAAGUGCCCCCAAGUCCCUACUCCAUUCUCACCCAAAGCCUUGCACUGCUACUCCCUGCUCCCUCUCCACUGGGAAGCAGGGGACAGGCAGGGCCCCCAUUCCUGGCCUCCCAAGCUGCUCUGAAUGAAGCCCUUCUGGGGGAAGCUGAACCUCACAGGGGAGAGUCUGGGCAGCCCUGCUUGAACACAAGGAGAAUCCACCCGCAUUUUGUAGGAGGUUUAACAAGGAGCCGGCCUCUGGGAGAGACUUGGUGGCCCUGCACAUAGUUUUGCUUUCAAUAAAUAUUUGUUGAAUGAA